ACCUCUUGUGUCUUCCUCAACAAUCCAAACCCCAAAUAGCACAAUCAUAGUCUUCACCCUCACCUUUCAUUUCUUAGUUUAUACGCUGGACAAGGUUGAAAAGGGCAAUGAAUCAUGAUAGUUGUUUGUUGAAGCGGGGAGGCCAAGUAAAGCAACCUCGGAUGUUUGCGUCUCUGUUCUCUCCUCUGUUCCAUUUUUGAGUUGAAAACAAUAUUCAGAUAUUUCUCUCGGUGAGACCCCUUUGAUUGAAUUGUGUCAUCUAAGUUUCUGUGUUAUUCACCUUUCGAGUUUCAAAGAUGCUGUGUCGCUAUAUGGAUGCAGAGUACUGUCUCUGUUUCUGAUAAGUAUGUUUUGGGUCUCUUCAAAAUAUGGUUUACUCUGUCGCUUUGGCUUAUUCCUCGGGCUUCUUUGAUUCUUACACUUCAGGAAGCCUUCCCUGUCUUUCCCUUUUUUCACCUAAAUGAUUAUCUAGGCCAAAAAAAUAAAGUUUUUAAGGUAGAGAUUCCAAAUUCCAAUCCUUGUUUUCUAGGAUACAGUUGUUUUGGGCAAUGUCCUUCAAUUUAUUAUUUUUGCAUCCACUCCUUUUCUCCUUGCUUUGGUUACCUGGAUAUUCCUAACUAGGCUAAUUUCAUAUUUCAUGGGUUGCUCUUAAUUUAUCAUCUUUUAAUUUAUAUUUACUUUUUUAGAAAAGAAACAUUUUGUUACCUGAGAAAAAUCCAUUUUGUCUUCCUUAAGUUAUCCUUCAUCAUGAAAUUUCUCACUUUCCUGGUGGGUUUGUGAUAUCUUCUCUUUUACUAGAGUCUUGAGGGUUUCUGUUUUUGUGGGUCACAAAAAAAUGAAGGAAAAAGUGGAUUCCCCGGUUACAGUCCUUGAGGACUAUUUCAGGAGCUCAGAUUCAGAAUCAAGUUCUUCCAAAGAGCCUUCGGCAGAUUCCGAGUCUCAGGAUCUUUCAAAACCUGCUUCUAGGUGGCAUUCAUUUCUGCAAUUGUUGAGGAGUGGAUCAAAGAAACAAAUGAACACAUUGCAUCCUCUCAGUGUCCUCAAGCUCUCCAAAAGAAUGAGCACCAGCAUGAGGGAGUCCAUUCUCCCCAGUUGUUUCAUAGAUGCAGCUGCUUCACCCUGCAGGUCACCUUGGAAGAUUUUUACCCACCAUGAGAUACAAGUUGCAACCAAUUCUUUUAGCCAAGAAAAUUUGAUUGGGAAGGGUGGUUAUGCUGAAGUUUACAAAGGGUGUUUGGCAAAUGGACAGCUAGUGGCAAUUAAAAGGUUAACAAGAGGAACAGCUGAUGAAAUCAUAGGGGACUUCUUAUCAGAACUUGGGGUAAUGGCACAUGUAAACCAUCCCAAUACUGCUAAACUUGUUGGCUAUGGGGUGGAUGGUGGAAUGUAUCUAGUUCUUGAAUUGUCUGAAAAAGGGAGCCUAGCUUCAGUUCUUUAUGGUUCUAAGGAAAAACUACAAUGGUGUAAUAGGCACAAAAUUGCAUUAGGAACAGCCAAGGGUAUAUUAUAUCUUCAUGAGGGUUGUCACAGAAGAAUUAUCCACAGGGAUAUAAAAGCUGCCAAUAUCUUGCUUACAGAGGACUUUGAGCCUCAGAUUUGUGAUUUCGGGCUGGCAAAAUGGCUGCCAGAAAAUUGGACUCACCACACGGUUUCAAAAUUUGAAGGAACUUUCGGUUACCUAGCACCUGAAUACUUGCUGCAUGGCAUAGUAGAUGAGAAAACGGACGUAUUUGCCUUUGGUGUAUUGCUAUUAGAAUUAGUGAGUGGGAGGCGAGCACUUGAUUAUUCACAGCAAAGUCUUGUGUUGUGGGCAAAACCAUUGCUCAAAAAGAAUGAUGUCAUGGAGCUUAUUGAUCCUUCACUAGCAGGUGACUUUGACUCUCGGCAGAUGAAUCUUAUGCUCUUGGCUGCUUCUUUAUGCAUACAUCAGUCCUCAAUUCGUCGCCCCUCUAUAAGACAGGUUGUACAGCUUCUGAAUGGCAACCUUAGCUGCUUUAAGGGCAUGAAGAAAACUCGAAUGCCCUUCUUUCGAAGAGUGUUCCGGGAAGAACUCCUUGAUUCUCAAUAGUAACAAAAUAGAAAUUGCCUCAUCAAUCUGAAAAUUUUGCACUUUGCGGAAGCCCAAAAAUAGCACUCUAAAACCUUUCAACCUGUGUAUAUAAUAGUUUUUUUUUUUUUUUUUAUGUAUAAAAAAUGAUAAUAGUCAAAUACUUAGUUACUUGCAAUGAAGAAAUAUUGUAUUACCGUGAGUCUUGACUCACAUCGCAUCAGAUUUCUUGUUCCCAUCCAAAUAGGUCUUCCUAAAUUUAUAAAGUAAUUUAAAAGUAGUUCUUUUCU
Cajanus cajan (pigeon pea) is the source of this 2337-nucleotide messenger RNA. Lineage: Eukaryota; Viridiplantae; Streptophyta; Magnoliopsida; Fabales; Fabaceae. The record is from RefSeq and is a predicted model, not a curated record.